CUCGAUUAUUCGUCAACUUCCAUUAUUCGUCACCCAUCCCGUUGUUCAAAAUGACUGAAAUAGUGUGUCGAUUAAGAAAAGGAGAAAUCGCUACAGCACUAUCAAUAAUUUAUAAUGUUCCCCGAACUACAAUUAAUGAUUUUAAAAAACAUGGAGAUAUCAUUGAAAACCAUAUCAGCAAAAUGGAAUCAACAGAUGGGGACGUCACUCAUCGAAAAACGAUGAAAUUAGCUACCCACAAUGAAUUAGAUGAGGUUGUUUUUUACUGGUUUGCCCAGCAGCGAAGUCAAGGAAUUCCUUUAUCAGGCCCAAUUAUUCAACAAAAAGCAUUAGAGUUCAAAAAGAAAUUGCCAAACUCCGAUCCAUCUUUUAAAGCAAGCAGUUGUCUAUUGAAGGUGAAAAAUUAAGUGCUAAUAGUGUCAGU
Molecule: messenger RNA, 424 nt
Organism: Acanthoscelides obtectus
Lineage: Eukaryota; Metazoa; Arthropoda; Insecta; Coleoptera; Chrysomelidae
Source: the annotation of a GenBank genome assembly